AUGGAUCGAGAACCUUGUCCUUGGCGUAUUGUGGAUGAUUGUGGUGGUGCAUUUGCUUUAGGAGCAAUUGGUGGUACACUUUUUCAUUCAAUUAAAGGAUUUCGUCAUGCACCGAGUGGUCAAUAUCGACGUUUAUUGGGUAGUUUAAAUGCAGUAAAACAACGAGCACCUCGUGUUGGAGCAUCGUUUAGUGCAUGGGGAUGCAUAUUUUCAUUGGCUGAUUGUAGUUUUGUUUAUUUGAGAAAAAAAGAAGAUCCAUGGAAUUCGAUCAUGAGUGGUGCGUUAACUGGUGCAGUUUUACAAGCUCGACAGGGGCCCGGUGCUAUGGUUGGUUCAGCUAUUAUUGGUGGAUUUAUUCUUGCUAUGAUUGAAGGAACAGGUAUAUUGAUUAAUCGAUACAGUCAAAUGCUUAUGUCACAACCUGGACAAGAAGAACCUCCGCUUGAUCUCAAUAAAGGCAAAGUUGAUCUUUCGAUUUCACCAAUUUUUAGUUCAUCCUCUGGACAAUCUACACCCACAUUUUCAGAAUGGAUAUUGAAUAAUUUUGAAUUACAUUCCAAAUUUGAAUUGACACCCAUUCAAAAGAAAUUACAAGAGAGUCAUAAAUCAGAGCAAGUACCUUUCUAUUAUGAACAAUGUCAAAAUCAAUCGUUUAGUAUAUCAUCAAUAGAAACAAUCUUUAGUGGAGAAUAUAUUGCUGUUAUGAAUCGAGCUGGUAUCGGUCGUCGAGAAUUAACCAAUGCUGAUGAAUUAGUCGAAGCACUAUUGAAAGCAUUUCCUGAUCAUAAAAAUCCUUAUUUACGUGUUUGGCCAAAACAAUUCAAUUUUAACGAUGAUCUUUAUGAAACAGCAUGUAUGGCUCGAUCGAUUCGUAUUCUUAUUGGAGUUCUGGAGCUGGUACAGCGAAUGCUCUUGUCAUGUGACUAG
Molecule: messenger RNA, 927 nt
Organism: Rotaria sp. Silwood1
Lineage: Eukaryota; Metazoa; Rotifera; Eurotatoria; Philodinida; Philodinidae
Source: the annotation of a GenBank genome assembly